CUUAUAAGAGGCUGUUUUACCCAAUUAGUUAACGUAAUGGGUGUAAUUUUUUACAUCCUACGGGAUGUUAAUGUAGACCGCGAGAUUUCCCCGUAGCCUAGGAAACUGCGGGAGCUUUGUAUUUGUCUGGUGGUGAGAUGAUUUCAUACAACUAUUGCAUUGCUCAUCAUAGCUAUGGAGCUACCGGAGCCGAUCAGAAAACGUCUUGGGGAUUUAUCCCGGACAGUUUUCGUUGAUCCGACUCGUACUCAGCCUACACACGAAGAUAAUGUCACGUUCUUGGGACACAAUAGAGAGGUGGUCUCAAGCCUCCCUCUCCAGAUGUCUCUGUUCUUCAACAUGUGUUUUUUCCCGUUGUGGUGGAUCAGCGAGGUACUGAUGCUGCACCUCAAGUAUUCGGCUCUGCCCGACUACUACAAGUUCAUCCUCAUCACCGUCCUCAUCCUCAUGACUUUCAUAGAAGCCAUCAGGCUCUACUUGGGAUAUGCAGGAAAUUUGCAAGAAAAGGUCCCAGAACUGGCCGGAUUCUGGCUGCUUAGUCUCCUCCUCCAGUUUCCUCUGAUCCUUUUCCAGCUGUUCAAUGAGGCAAUUCUUAUCCAGCCUCUGGAGAGAGGAGUCCACAUUGUCCUGGCACUCUUCCUACUUUCACAGGCCUUGUCGGGCUUCGUUGCCCUCAGGUGUAUGGUCCGGCACACAGAGAGCCACUUUCACCUGCGUCAGUUUGAUGGAGUCCAGGAGCUUCGAGCCUGACACGCCCAGGGCUCAGAUGACACAAACAGAGCACAAAACAUGUCUUUGGGUCUCCUUAGUACUUACUGUUUAUAAUUACUUUUUAAAAUUGUCUUUCACACCAUGUGUAUGUGCCUUGAGUUUGGACAGUUGUAAAGAAAUUCAUCAAAUGUUUGGCUUGAUACAUUUUUCAUAUAUUUAGACGCUACUAAAUAUAUUUUAGAAGCGGCAGUGUCUUCUGUGAAGAUAGGAUUUGUAGUUACCGGUACAGUGUUCUACAAUAUAUAUUUUUUUACAUUAAUAUUAAUACAGUGCACUAAAAAUACACUUUCUAUGGUUAUGUUAUGACAUAAAUGUAUGUACUUUAACCCAUUGUUAAUACAAACCAUACCAAGAAAGAUUGUCCUUUCAUUAUGAGAUUCAGAAACAUUACAGAAUAAUUACUUCCAAACAAAUAAUAAUUGUCCUAUUUGGUUGUGAAAUGGGAUAGGCACACAUUCAUGGCAA
This is a messenger RNA of Hypomesus transpacificus, 1236 nucleotides long. RefSeq names its product transmembrane protein 17 (gene tmem17). Gene Ontology annotation, cellular component: ciliary transition zone. The record is from RefSeq and is a predicted model, not a curated record. The transcript has 5 exons. Lineage: Eukaryota; Metazoa; Chordata; Actinopteri; Osmeriformes; Osmeridae. Gene Ontology annotation, biological process: non-motile cilium assembly. The coding region runs from base 175 to 750 and encodes 191 amino acids.